AUGAUUCAGUGCGCCAACUGCGAAAAACCAAUUGUAGACCGGUUCUUGCUGAAAGUUUUGGACCGACCGUGGCACGUCCAGUGUGUGCAGUGCUGCGAAUGCAAGUGCACGUUGACUGAAAAGUGUUUUUCGCGUGAAGGGAGACUCUACUGCAAGAAUGACUUCUUUAGGAGAUUUGGGACCAAGUGUGGCGGUUGCUCCCAGGGGAUUCUGCCCAGUGAUCUCGUCCGGAGGGCCAAGAGCAAAGUCUUCCACCUCAACUGCUUCACAUGCGUCAUGUGCAACAAGCAGUUGUCCACCGGCGAGGAGCUCUACAUCUUGGACGAAUUCAAGUUCGUUUGCAAGGAGGACUACAACAAUAACAACGGCAAGGACGGCAUUCACCUCUCAGUGACGACGUGUAGCGAGCCCAGUUUAUCUCCGGACUCCCAGGACCUGCAGCAGGAUGACUGCAAGGACUCGGAAGCGGGUCACUUAUCCGACAAAGACGUUUGCCCCAACGAGAACGACGAGCAAGGCGCCGUGGGGAAGAGACGCGGGCCUCGGACCACCAUCAAGGCCAAGCAGCUGGAAACCCUAAAAGCGGCUUUCGCGGCCACACCGAAGCCCACCAGACACAUCCGAGAGCAACUAUCGCGGGAGACUGGCCUUAACAUGAGAGUCAUCCAGGUAUGGUUCCAAAACCGGAGAUCCAAAGAGAGGCGCAUGAAGCAACUGAGCGCUCUCAGUGCCCGGAGGCACAUGUUCUUCCGCAGCCCGAGAAGGAUGCGCGCUCUGGGGGAGCGCUUGGACACCGCAGAUCUCGGACAUUUCUCCUACUAUGGAGAUUAUCCCGGCGAAUUUUACGGCCCAGGCGGGAAUUACGAGUACUACCAAGGUCCCCCGUCAUCCCAGGCGCAGACCCCAGCAGACUUGGGCUUCGUGCCCUCGGCGAUCCCCUCCGGAACCCCCCUUGGGGCCAUCGAGCACCGCCACCCCGGGCACCACUGCCCCGGAGAGGUGCAGUGUUACCCCGACGCGGUACCCCACCAUCCGGUGAAUUCGCCCAGCCCCGAGCCUAACGGACCGGGCUCCAUGCACAGCAUCUCCAGUGAGAUGUGUGGGCCCGGCACGCCUUUCGCCGCCAUAACGCUCGGAGACAACGGAUACAGUAACCAACUGUCGCAGCCCUCGUCCGAGGUGAGCGAAGGAACUGUGUGGUAA
This is a messenger RNA of Nerophis lumbriciformis (worm pipefish), 1203 nucleotides long. The record is from RefSeq and is a predicted model, not a curated record. Lineage: Eukaryota; Metazoa; Chordata; Actinopteri; Syngnathiformes; Syngnathidae.